Aspergillus luchuensis is the source of this 414-nucleotide messenger RNA. Its product is annotated as EthD domain-containing protein. The record is from RefSeq and is a predicted model, not a curated record. Bases 1 to 414 code for a protein of 137 amino acids. The transcript has a single exon. Gene Ontology annotation, molecular function: oxidoreductase activity. NCBI's taxonomy places the organism in Eukaryota, Fungi, Ascomycota, Eurotiomycetes, Eurotiales, Aspergillaceae.
AUGACCGUCCGCGUCUUCAUCCACGGCUACCGCAAGCCCGGCCUCUCUCUGUCCACCUUCCGAGAGCGCUACGAAGCCCACAUCGAUCUCGUGAGACGUAUCUCCGGCGAAGACUUCCCACUCUCGCACCGCCGUACCUAUAUAGCUCGCACAACCGUCGAAACCCCACCUGCUGGGGCGACGGCCCGCAACGCCACAACCCCGGCGACUAUCCUUCAGGGCCAGCAGUCGGACUUUGACUUUGAUACGACGGCGGAACUGACCUUUGCUGAUCAGCCUUCUUUCCAGGCUUUCAUGGCUAAGGUGACGGCUCCUGAGGCGGCGGCGCAGAUUGCGGAGGAUGAGGAGCGGUUUUUUGAUCGGAAGAUGUUGAGUUUUGCUAUGAUUGGGGAGGUGGUGGAGACGAGGAAGUAG